CCACAGUGGGGUACCUUCGCAAAAUAAUACAGACUCGGCUCACGUCGUUGGGGAUAAGCGAUCGAGAGUCGAGUUCGCUAUGGUGUAAAAGGAGGUAGAUCCGAUAAGCAGACCGCGUAUGGACCAUGAUGGGUAUCAGUGAUUAUUCGGAAUAGAUUUGUUUUUUCCGACUUUUCAGGUGUAUCCUAUUGUUCUGCAAACGGCAAGAAAGGCAUCGAUAGCUGGAGUGUUCGGACUUUAAACGGAGUCGACCAUAUUAUGUGCGUUUGCACUCAUGUUAAAUUCGAUAACAUCAGCCCUGCUAUCGCGGUUCAUGAUCAGCCUUUUCCUGCUACCCUGGCGCAUUCCCGUCGUACUAACAAUGUUAAAUCAAACACAAGUAGGGACUCGCAAUAAAAACACAUACACAGAUGCUAGAUGUAUACAUCCAUCUCCGCGCAUCAACUUACAACACUGCCCGUGCUGUGUUCGUGUCAUCAUAAAAUUCAUACAUGAAUCACGAGUCACAGGUAAAAUGAAAGUAUCAACAGAUGAAGAGUGCGCUGGCGUCUACCACGCUAUUGAUUUUGUAGGGGGGAAUGAUCUAUCUCAGCUGCCAUCAGAUUAUCCUCCGAACUUUCACAGCAUCCUUCGUCGAAACAAGAUUAUCGGAAAGGAAUAAGAAUUAUGAACAACAGCGCUGGGGCUUACAUCCAGUGCUAAGACCAGAAAAUCAAGGACUAAGAUGUGAUUCUAUCGACACUGAGUAAGGUUGGUGAUUG
This is a messenger RNA of Desarmillaria tabescens, 761 nucleotides long. RefSeq lists its product as uncharacterized. The transcript has 3 exons. NCBI's taxonomy places the organism in Eukaryota, Fungi, Basidiomycota, Agaricomycetes, Agaricales, Physalacriaceae. The record is from RefSeq and is a predicted model, not a curated record. Bases 275 to 661 code for a protein of 128 amino acids.